Alternaria conjuncta is the source of this 1617-nucleotide messenger RNA. RefSeq lists its product as uncharacterized. The record is from RefSeq and is a predicted model, not a curated record. Gene Ontology annotation, biological process: L-phenylalanine catabolic process. NCBI's taxonomy places the organism in Eukaryota, Fungi, Ascomycota, Dothideomycetes, Pleosporales, Pleosporaceae. Gene Ontology annotation, molecular function: homogentisate 1,2-dioxygenase activity. The transcript has 3 exons. Gene Ontology annotation, cellular component: cytoplasm. Bases 1 to 1617 code for a protein of 538 amino acids.
AUGCAAGACUUCAAAGAACGCCAGCUCGUUACCGACCCCCAAAAGGCAUUUCACUUCACCGAUCUCCAAAGACUGAAGCCAACGCGUGCAAACGAUCCUUACGACUACCAAGCAGGAUGGGGAAACCGACAUCAGUCUGAGGUCAUUCCUGGCACUCUACCUGUCGCUCAGAACAACCCUCAAGAAGUCCGGUUUGGACUUUACACUGAAGGCAUUACGUAUUCAGCGUUCGCAGCUCCACGUGCACACAACUUCAGCACUUAUAUGUACCGGUGUCGACCAGCGGCUGCUCACAAGGGUUACGUUCCUAUCGAGACAAAGUCCAACAUCACAAACUGCUUCUUGUCCAUCAAUCCCAAGGUCGACACGCUUCCCGAGCAAGCAGAAUGGCGUCCGUUCCCACUGCCAAAAGACGACGAGAAGAUUGACUUCGCGGAUGGCCUGCAUACUCUCUGCGGUAGCGGAGACCCAAACAUCAAGGAGGGUCUUGCGCUAUACGUGUAUAUGAUUAACUCUAGUAUGGAGCAGCGAGCGUUCUGCAAUACCGACGGUGACUUCCUCAUCUGUGCCCAACAGGGUAAUCUAGAUAUCAAGACAGAGAUGGGCAAGAUUUUCCUACAGCCCGGUGAGAUCUGUGUCAUCCAGCGCGGCAUCCGCUUCUGCCUCAAUCUAGCACCGGGCACGCCAGUGGCGCGUGGCUACAUCACAGAAGUAUGGGGCUCUAUGUGGGAGCUUCCUGAUCUCGGCCCACUAGGCGGCCACGGUCUUGCCAACCCUCGCGAUUUCCUCUACCCGGUGGCUGCUAUCGAUGAUGAUUUGCACGUGGACUGGCAGAUCGUCAACAAGACGAACGGUCAGCUCGUGGCAAUCCAACAAGAUCACAGCCCCUUCGACCUUGUCGCGUGGCACGGCAAUGUCGUACCUUACAAAUACGAUCUGACGAAGUUCUCGUCACAGAACAGCACAUCCAUCGACCACACUGAUCCUUCGAUCUUCACAGUGCUCACAGCUAAGUCCCGCGAUCCCAUGACACCACUCGCAGACUUCCUCUGGUUCGGCCCAAGAUGGGAUGUUGCAACCAACACGUUCCGGUUACCAUACUUCCACCGCAAUUCCGCGUCAGAGUUCCUUGCCUGUUUAUACGGACAAGGUCUUGGACGAAGCGACGACUUCCAGCCCGGCGGUGGUAGCUUCGAGGGUGGCCACACGCCUCACGGUGGAUUCCAUGAGGGAUACCAGCAUGGCAUGCGGAUACACGAGAGCCAGCCCGAGAAGAUCCUGACUGACCAAUUAACCAUCAUGGUCGAAUCAAGCCGUCUGUUCCUCUUUACCGAGUACGCUCGAAAGGGCUGCGGAACAAUCGAGACUCACGGUACCGACUACAAGGUCUGGGAUGCUCUUCCAGACCGUUUCUCCGCCAACAAGAGAGCCCAGGAGUUGCUUGCCCGGAUCAAAGACGACAAGAUCGCUGAGAAGAAGAGACUUGCACCAUACUACUUUGGCGGCUUUUCACAUGGCGCAAACACCAGCGAUACGGAUGGUGUCCACGCGGAGGAGCUCAAGCAAUAUUUGAGCCCUCGGUCCAAGACCAACGGGACGAACGGCGUUCAUGCAUGA